CUGUUAGUGAGCUGAGCAUGGCAAGAGCCACUCCCAUUAGCUGCUUCCAGCAGGGAGCUGUAGGGAUGGUUGGGCUACUGCUCCAUUGCAGGGGGACAAGAGGCAGCCCCUCACCCCUGGGACCACCGUCUGCCCCAGACAAGUGGAAAUGAUCCCCCCAGACUUGGGGACCCAGUGACAGGUCACAGCCGCUGGCCCCUGUCAGCCCCCCUGGCCCUAUUUGCAUCCCAUUUCCAUGUGAAAGGAGCAGGUCAAGUUGAAAGUUGAAAGGCUGGUGGGGGGCGGCCGGGAAGGGGCGGCUGCUGGAGGUGAGACCCUGACAAAGGACCGGAUCCCCAGGGCCUGGCGCUCGCCUGGCCGCGGGCUGCGGGCCUGGCCCAGCCAGCAGCCGCCAUCUGCGGGUCUGUGCUGCCGUGUGCCGCUGCACAGACAAAGGCCUCGCACCCGGCAUGUCCCCAUCUGUCACCUCCCCAGCUCCCAGCUGAGCAAGGUGAUGCUGGGCCCAGCGAGAGCCUCCCUGAGUCCCCAUGUCCCUUGGAAAGCUGCCUCUGCCUGCAGAGCUGCUUUGCAGAGCCCACAGCUGGGGAAACUGAGGCAGGAGAAAGCAGCGGCUUGUUCAGGCUUGGGGCAUGUGGCUCAGGGGUGAUUCUCCUGCUGCAAAGCUGGCUGCAGGCCCAGCAUGGUGAGGGGCUAUAAAGAAACACCAGGAAUUAACCCCCACCAAGACAAGGGUGUUAAGGCGGUCUCUGGGGGCACCUCUGCUUGGGGCUGCCUGAGUUGCACUGAGCCCCCGCCCUGCUGCUCGCCCCCGGGCACCUGCAGCUGCCUCCACCCAGCACUUACCCCCGGGGAGGAUUUGGCCUUUGAGUGAGUGUUUUGAGUUUUUUGCUCAUUGGCAGCAUUUACCUCCCAGGAGGUCCUUGAAACAGCACGAGCACCCGUGGGAGGUGAAGGCAAAGCUGGUGCCAGCACCCGCCUGUCCCUCUGUUUCCAAACACCAUUCCCCCGUCCCUGCUCUGUCCUUGUGUGUCCAGUGCAAUGGCAGAGGUGCUGAGCCGGGUUCUGGGGGAGCACUCCCGUGGUGGGGCAGCCCUCCCAAAACCAGUCCUAGCAUGCUCCCAAGGAGGGUGAGGCUCUGGGGCGCUGCCUGACUCCAAAAUCACCCGGAUGCCCAGACGUGUCCGGGCAGCUGCCUGCAGCCGCUGCCUGCAUCCCACUGUCUGCACCCUGCUUCCUGCACCCGGCUGCCUGCACCCCGCACAGCCUCAGGACAGUGGGGGGACGUAGCGUGACCAGACAGGUGCUUGCAGGCUCUGCUGUCUCUCACCACACCAGGCAGUGUUUUUCCAGCCAAGCUCGUGGUGUGGAUCCACCUUUGCCAUUGCCUGAGCCGGGCACUGGCAGUUUUCCAUGCACUUCACUCAGCUCUUCUCUCUCUGUCAGCUCCUUGUCUCGCUGCCAAGAGCAGUUUGAAAAACACUGGGUUCUAACCAAGCUGCGUGGGCCAAACACUCAGCCCCUGCACACCAAGCUGGACGUCACUGCAGGAUCUGCCCACACUACAGGCAGGAGCUGCCCGUUCCAUGUGGCUGCAGGGUCAGCGGCCCUUCUCCGGUCUGUCACCUCCCUUCGUGCCAACAGGGUUAUUUUAUUUUGCUGUGUGUUGGGUUUAUUGCAGAGGGCUGCUGCCGGGUGCGUGGGAAAUCAAGGUGAUUUUUGCAAACCAGAGCAGGCCCUGCUGGCUGUGCCGGUGGCACACAGGGAGCCGGGUGGCAGCUCUGUGCCCGCGGGAGGGCUGGGGAUGUUCCCCUCUCUCUGAGCCCAGAGGGGCACCAGGACCCUCUGCCUACAGCGGGCAGGGGACAUCCAGGGGUGUUUUGGCUUUGGCAGCGUGUGCACCCCAGGAUGUGCAUCCGCGCUGCCCAGCCGGCACCACAGGCUGAACCGGCACCUGUGCCGGGACGUCACCGGACACCUUCACACUGUGUGACGCAGCCUGGCACGGGGGAAUACCCCAUGCUUUUCAUCCCAUGUGAGCGCUGAGCUGUCUCGCAGCGUGUCCUCACCCGGUGCUGACUCAGCGGGAGCAGCCGUGGCACAGAGACGCUCCAGCACCGCACCAGCUGCUGUCCCACCGGGAGAACGGGAGGACGUGGCUGGGGAGGAGGAGGCACAGGGAUAUCGGGACACCCCCAGGACAAGUGUUGGGAGAAGCAGUGUGGCAGCUGGACUGUGCCAGGGAGGCUCUCACGUCGCAGGGCUGAUCCAGGUGACAGUGUGUGAGCCCCUUGCUGCCCGUGGUGGCCACCCACCCCGCGCCCCGGUGCCACUGCAGAGGAUGCCCAUUGAGGCUCUGCAAGCCAGUGACGCCAUGAAGGGGGUGACGGUGACGGCACCCUUCACCUCGGCCAUGCCCAUCCGCAUCCUUAGCAAGGGCCCUGCGUAUUUCCGCCGGCGAGCUGAACCAGGUGCCGGGAAGCCCAGCGCUGUGGAAAGGCUGGAGGCUGACAAGGCCAAGUACGUGAAGAGCCAGCAAGUCGCCAGCACCAAGCAGGAGCCGGUGAAGCCACCGCUACUCAAGCAGCCCCUCUUCACUCCGGGGGUGCGCCGGGCUGUGCUCACCCCCAGCCGCAGGGCACCCCCGGGGCCGCUCUGCGCCGAGGCCAGCGGCACGAAGACCUCGCUUAACCUGGAGAUCCUCAACAACCUCAUCAACCUCUGCGACAGCCCUCUCCCCAAAGCAGAGAGCUCGCUGGUCCGGGAGCACAAGUGGAGGGUGGAGGCACCGGCAGCACUGGGUGGCAGGGCACAGGGUGCCAACAAACCACCAGAGAGCCCUGCCACCACCAAGCCCACCGGCAGCGUAGCCGUGCGGAGAGUGGACGUCCGUCCCUGUGGGGCUCCGCAGGGCCAGGUGACACCAGUGCCCAUGUCCCCUAUCCUGGGGGGGCGGGCUGUAACCCCUGCGCAGAUCUCGCCCGCCCGCCCUGAGAGCGCCCGCCGUCAGCCGCUGCUGCACCGCUCCAAGUCAGACCUGAGCGACCGGCUCUCGCGGGCCACCGCUGACCUGGAACGCUUCUUCAACUACUGUGGCCUCGACCCCGAGGAGGUGCAGGACAUGGGUGCCGAGCGCUUUGCCCGCGCCAGCUCCGACAUCGUGUCCCUCAAGUUUCACAGCGUGAGCACAGCCAGCUCGGAGGGUGACCGCUCGCCGCCCAGUGUCGCCACGCCGGAGGGGCGGCCAGCUGAGCGCGUCCCCUACGGCAUCUCUGUCAUCGAGCGCAACGCCCGCGUCAUCAAGUGGCUGUAUGGGCUGCGCCAGGCCAGGGACCCCCAGCAGGUUUCCAAUGUGUAGCAGUACCAUAGUGGUGACCAGUGCCGGGGACAAGUUGCUCACGAGCAGGAGAUACUGGACAUGGAGUGCUGGCUGUGGCCCAGGAGGCACAGGGACCUCUCGGCGGUGACAGGACCCUUGAACUCAUCUCCCCACUUACUUCCCUGUCCCCUGGGCCACAGUGGCACCGGCAGAGCCUCGGUGUGGUGGCUGAGCAUCCUUCCGGCUGGCUCUGGCUCCAUCAGACCCCUGCACCGGCACUGCAAGCCAGGUUCUCGUGAGCAGGGCAGAGGACAUGUGUGUCCCCAUGUGCAUGGCUGGUCCCCAACACUGUCCCCUCGCCCGCUCCUGCAGGACCCCGUGUGUGGUCCUCCUGCCUGUGCUGCCAGAGGCUCCUGCCUGCCCUGCCCCUACCAGCACUUCCUGGGACUCCCUCCCUGCAAGGAGCAGGGACGCAGCUACGCUGCCUGGGGCGGGGGCUGUUUCCUGGCAGCCCCCAUCUUAAUGCCGGUGGUCUGGGAGCAGUGGGGUGCUUUGUGGGGGGCAAACCCGACCCCUCCUUAGGCAGCCCCAGGCUGCAUGUGUGUUUGAGUGUCUGUGAGCGCUUGUGUCCCCUCCCGGUGCCAGCGGGCACACAGCUCUGCCACACCGGGCCCUGCUAUUUAUGAAGACGAUAGUUGUUGGUCUCUUCCUAAUUUCUACUGUUUUUCCCGAUGUUUUAUCUGUAAAAAAUAAUAAUGCAACCGGUUGUAGUAAA
This is a messenger RNA of Columba livia (rock pigeon), 4091 nucleotides long. It is a transcript of the gene FAM110A, whose product is annotated as family with sequence similarity 110 member A. The coding region runs from base 2339 to 3355 and encodes 338 amino acids. NCBI's taxonomy places the organism in Eukaryota, Metazoa, Chordata, Aves, Columbiformes, Columbidae. The transcript is spliced from 2 exons. The record is from RefSeq and is a predicted model, not a curated record.